Trametes versicolor FP-101664 SS1 is the source of this 1638-nucleotide messenger RNA. RefSeq lists its product as uncharacterized. The record is from RefSeq and is a predicted model, not a curated record. Bases 1 to 1638 code for a protein of 545 amino acids. The transcript is spliced from 2 exons. Gene Ontology annotation, molecular function: protein binding. NCBI's taxonomy places the organism in Eukaryota, Fungi, Basidiomycota, Agaricomycetes, Polyporales, Polyporaceae.
AUGGAUCUGAACUGUCGUGACUCGCCCCAGGCAGCACAGCACCCUUUCAACCAAUCUUCGGCGGACCUCAUUCUGCGCACUGCCGACCUCGUUGACUUUCGCGUGCACACCCAGAUCCUCGCGCAGUCUUCGCCCUUCUUUGCCUCUAUGCUCGAAUUACCCCAGCCUGCUUCCACAGCUCAUUCCGGGAACAACACUGGCGACGCAGGGUCGGGCGUGACUCCGCCCGUCGUGCCCGUCUCCGAGGACAGCAAGACCCUCGAGCUGCUCCUACGCCUCAUAUACCCCAUCCACAAGCCCCGCGCGCAGAUGGAACAUCCACAGACGAUGGUCUCCGCACUCCUUGCCGCCACCAAGUACGAGAUGACGCUCCCCAUCGAUAUUAUGUCCGACCAGCUGGCCACGAUCGUAGCCAGGAGCCCGCUGCAGGUCUGGGCCGCCGCGUGCCGCACGGGUCUCGAAGGCGUCGCACGUCAGGCUGCGGAGGCGCUCAAGGCGUCGUGGACCGACAGCGACGCGCAUGCGCUGUCGUUCAUGGACGAGCUCGGGGACAUGCCCGGGGUUUCCGCCGCAAACUACUAUCGGCUCAGGCGCUUCCUUUCGGCGAAGGAAUCCCCCCAAGGUGAAAGUAAUUUCGCUCACUUGACCCCCGCGCGGAUCAUAAACCCGUGGAUGAUGAUUGUCCCGGACGGACCAAGCCCGGACCCGUGGACGCCAGAGCCAGUGUACACAAACCUGCCACCUACCGACGUAACCUGCCGGUCAACGUCACGAAUGGGCCAGGCGGUACUGUUCAAAGUGCACCAGGUCAUCCUAUCUACGCACUCGCCAGUGUUGAGGGCGCGCCUCGCCGAGUUUCGAGAUGCAGCAUCGUCGAAUUCCGCACCCGCGCCGGAUCCAGACUCUACGUCCGCGCCGGACUCGGGUUCCACGUCCGCUCAGGGCACCCCAAGCGUGCAAGAGGUCGUGCUGGACUUCGAUGAAGGGCCUGAGGUCGUAUCCACGUUGUUGGCGGCCUGCUACGAUAUCGAGGAACUCCGGCUCCCCCUUGUUCCCCGUCGUCUUGCAGCACUCGUGGCUGCAUCCCAAAAGUACAAGAUGGCCUUCGUCGCACCACGGAUCCGCGCGUCUUGGGACACGGCAGCCAAUUUUUAUCCGUUAAAAGCAUACUUCGUCGCGCUUGCACACGGUCUCACAGGCUGCGCCGAGGAGGCGGCGAAGAUCGUGCUGAGGACGCAAGCUGGGGACGCAUACGACCUGGUCAUGGAGGACGCACCAGCGCUCGCCUACCACCGGCUGUUGGUAUUCUACGAUUCCUGUCGCACGGUCGUCAGGGAGCGCUUGGCGGAAGCUAUCACUAGCAUACCGGAAGACGUACCAACACUCUAUCACGGCACUGUAUCAACGGAACCAAUCACAGUCCCCUUGAGGGAAGUUGCUGCCACCGUGCCUAGUGUCCCUAAAGGAGAACUGGUGAAGUCUCUUAGCGACGCUGUGGUGCGGGUGACCCUGGAAAGCACGAACCAGCAAUUGACCUAUGCUCCCUGGAGGCUUGUGCGCAAGACCCUACAAUGUAUCGUAACCACUCCUCAUGAGAUAGACAAGGCUUUAAAGGAGGUGAAGAUUAGGUUGUGUUGA